Messenger RNA from Tetrahymena thermophila SB210, 1596 nucleotides. RefSeq names its product cytochrome P450 family monooxygenase. NCBI's taxonomy places the organism in Eukaryota, Ciliophora, Oligohymenophorea, Hymenostomatida, Tetrahymenidae. Gene Ontology annotation, molecular function: monooxygenase activity; iron ion binding; oxidoreductase activity, acting on paired donors, with incorporation or reduction of molecular oxygen. The record is from RefSeq and is a predicted model, not a curated record. The transcript is spliced from 2 exons.
AUGCUUGUUGAAAGUUUGCUAUAUAUCACUCUUUUUUUUGCACUAGGAAUAAUCUUUUUAAUAUUUAGGGCAAUAAUUUAUCCUAAAAUUAGGCUAUUGCAACUCAAAAAAAAGUAUGGUGACAAAAUAUAAAUCGUUCAUCACUAUGGAACUGGACUACCUAUGGAGUAUAGGAAAGGAUUCGUUGAGAGAAAUGAUAGUAUGGCAUUUGUACGCAAGAUGGCAGCAGAAAAAACAAAUAAAAUGCAAGUUUUUGGUUUUAACAUUGGCUAUAAUGUUGGGUUAAGCUUUUUAGAUCCUGAACUUAUAAAGCAAGUUCAUUAAAGCCAUGAUGCAUUUUAGAAGAUAAAUAUAAGCCAGGCAUUUAAUUACCUUUUUUCUGAUUCUCUUUUUUAUGCUACUGGCAAGAAUUGGCAAAGAUAGAGAUAAUUUUUAGGAAAGUCAUUUCAUUUUGAUGAAAUUAGAAACUAUUUGCCUUCAAUUAAAGAAUUGUGUUCAAAAGUUACGGAUUAAUUAAAUAAAGAUUUGAAAGCAAAUCCACAGUAAGAAAUCUAAGUAAUUAAUGUGUGCGAAAAAAUAACAUCUGAAGUUGUUUUCAGAGUAUUUUUUGGAUCAACACAAGAAAACAUGAUGAUCACAAGAGAAGAUGGCUCUCAGCUGCAUUUAUCUGAAGAGCUGGUCUCUUUAAUUAUGGAUUCUUUUCGUAUCCUCCAAUAAAACAAGCUACUUCUACUAAAAAAUCUAAUAUUAAAAUCUUACAGCUUUAAAAUUUUCCCUCUCAAAGAAGAAAAAUGGCUACUCAAUCGUUUAGUUUAGGUCAAGGCUGCUUGCGAAAAAGUCGUCUUAAAGAGAAAAGAAGAGCUUUAACAAAAUUUGGAUUAGUAUAAAAAUAAUUUCCUAGACUUAUACUUGAAAGAGAUGAUUGAAAACAAAAAUUCUGGCAUUACAUAUGAUGAAAUUAUAGCAAAUUUCUGUGGUCUAUUUUUUGCUGGAACAGAUACAACUGGAAAUAUGACUGGCGUUGCUUUAUAUUAUCUUUCUUUGAAUCCUUAAAUUUAAAAAGAAGCUAGAGAUGAAGUGAUUAGAGUAAUAUCUAAGAAAAAUUAAGACAUUAAGGGCAAUGACUUGUUUAGCUCUUUAUAAUUUGAAGAUCUUUCAAACAUGAAUCUCUGUAAUUCUAUUCUAAAAGAAUCAUUGCGACUAAUUCCACCUGCAUUUGGAGUUUUUCCUAGAUAUGUUACUAGAGACAUAAAAAUAGGACAAUACGAACUGAAAAAAGGAGAUCUUGUUAACACUCAUUUUAUUUAUAACUAGUCUAAUCCUUAAACAUUUACAAAUCCAGACAAAUUCGAUCCAUAUAGAUGGAUGAAUGGAAAUGAAUCAUAAAAUGCCUUUAACUUCACUCCUUUUUCUUUGGGUCCAAGGAAUUGCAUAGGACAACACUUGGCCAUGAUUGAGGGUAAAUGCAUGUUGGCUAACUUCUUACUUAACUAUGAUAUUUUACCAAACGAAUCCUAAAAAGUCUAAUUAGAAAUGAAAAUUAUUUAUGGAUUUUCACAAGACAAUUUAGUUUAUUUUAAAAAGAGAUAAUAAUGA